Molecule: messenger RNA, 915 nt
Organism: Corylus avellana
Lineage: Eukaryota; Viridiplantae; Streptophyta; Magnoliopsida; Fagales; Betulaceae
Product: DNA ligase-like protein
Biological process (GO): resolution of meiotic recombination intermediates
Source: RefSeq, a predicted model, not a curated record
AUGGCGAAUUUUGAAACAAGAUACAGAGAUCCGACGGCUCAAAAUCCAUCAAAGCUUACCAACUCAGGUUGUGGUGGGGUUUGUAUGAUGCGCACCACAUGGAGAAAUGAACAACACCCAUCUUUCAUAAAUUUUGUCUCCUCCUUCCUCAGUGCAAAUUCUUUCCGCCUGAAUUUUGUCCCAAUCGCCCCGGAUUUCAUCUUCAAUUGUGGGGGUUUGUCAGUGGCAUUCGUGUUUGUGACAAACUUGGAUUCCAAAUUCAUCUCACCAGUGUUCAGCAGAGUUAAGAAACUGAAGGGGCAAUUUGCAAAUCUCUAUGUUGUUGUCAUCCUAUCAACCAAGGAACAAUAUGAUUUGUUUGUUCGCUCUUACUUCAAAUACGGCAUGGAGCUUGGUAAGCCAACCUUUGUGCCUGUGCAAGGCUUGGAGAUGGGCUUUGAGAAGAUUGUCAAGAUAGCUCUCUCUCGUGGGUUGUGCAAACAAACGGAUGUCAUAGCAAAAUUGAAAGCUGAGAGGAAACGCUCAGUGCAGGGAAUGGACGCUUUCCUUAGAGUUGUCACAUCCAUACCAAGCAUUGACAAUCAUGAUGCGAAUGCGCUUCAUCAAGCGAUUGGUUCGGUUGAAGCAAUUGCAAAGGCAUCGAAGGAGUACAUUCUGGAAAACACCGACCUUUCAGCUGAUAAGGCAGAAACAAUUUCUAGGUUUUUCAGAGAUCCAAAGUUUUACCUCUGCCCCAAGUUCAAUACAUCAUAGAAAGAACUUACUUGAAUGAAAUUUUGAAAUAUUUUGUCAGGCAGUCUUAGAGGUGAUAUUUUUUACUAGAUGACCCAUAGAAUAUUGCAAUUUGAAUAUGAAGAUUAAUAGUUGUUGGUUAAAUCAGCAGCUUGGUUGUUUGCAUUACUGUAAUAGAAUUAC